AAGGUGUCUGGCUUCGCCAGGUCCGCGGUCCCCGUGUCCUUCCCCACGUGUGUCCAGGCUGUCCCGUCCCUGCGCCUCGCUGUAGAACAGGCAGCCAUGCUGAAGUCCUUAAGCCGUGCGGUCAGCGUCGCCGCUCGCCUUUCCACCAAGGCCCCCGCCCGCGCCGCUGAGGCGCUGGUUGGUCCGGCUCUGUGCGCUCCCAGCUCGGCUUCCACUCGCCCGUUUACUCGCUCCAUCUGGAUGCUGUGCAGCAGCAACGGCGCAACUUCGGGCUCCAGGCCGAAGAUCUUAACCACCAAGAGAGUCCUUCCUUCAGUGCCCUGCGGCUGCGGGGGUCUCCACACAGAAGGUGACAAAGCCUUCACAGAAUUUCUCACAGAUGAAAUUAAGGAGGAGAGGAAGAUCCAGAAAAGCAAGACCCUCCCCAAAAUGUCGGGAGGAUGGGAGCUCGAACUGAACGGCACGGAAGCCAAACUUGUUCGCUUUAUCUCUGGAGAGAAGGUGACGGUCACAUUCAACAUUAACAACAGUAUUCCCCCAACCAUGGAGGAGGAGCCAGAGCAGGGUCAGAAAGCAGAAGACAAUGAGCCUGACCUUGUCUCCACACCUAACUUUGUCAUUGAAGUUACAAAACAGGGGGCGAAAAAUUCCCUGGUGUUUGACUGUCAUUUUCCAGAAGAUGAGAUUGGUCAUGGCGAAGGGGAAGAGGAGAGUGAUAUCUUUGCCAUCCGGGAAGUGAGUUUUCAGCCUGAAGGAGAUGCAGACUGGAAAGAGACCAGCUACACACUCAAUACAGACUCUCUGGACUGGGCACUGUACGACCAUUUGAUGGACUUCCUGGGUGACCGGGGUGUUGACAACACUUUUGCAGAUGAGCUGGUUGAGCUUAGCACGGCAUUGGAGCAUCAAGAAUACAUCAAGUUCCUGGAGGACCUCAAUAGCUUCAUCAAAUGCCACUGAUGUUCAUAGUUUUGCACAGUCUCCACUUCUACUGUUCUUUCAGCUUAUUUGAAAUACUAAAGGACAACAACAAAAGCAAACAUGUUUUAUACUUUAUUUUAUUUUGAAAUAAAUUAAGCAUAGCAUACAUUGUGAAUGUUGAGGUGUAUAAACCAGCUCAGUUGGUUUAAAGAUAUUGACAUUUAAGGACUGGAAACAAAACUCAAGAUGUCUUGGACAUCAUUAAAGCCUCUAGUCCUAGACUGGUGAAUUGCCCUUUACUGGUUAAAUGUAGUCCAACUGUCAAAUGUCCUCAAAACAGUGUCAUCCUGUAACCAGUUAAAAUGAAAGUUUAAUAUUAGGAAUUGUUAAAGAAAAGAUGAUUGUAUCAUUCUGACAUGGAUGGUGGCAUUCAAAAAAUAAAUAUAAAUCAGUCCUA
This is a messenger RNA of Pygocentrus nattereri (red-bellied piranha), 1378 nucleotides long. It is a transcript of the gene c1qbp, whose product is annotated as complement component 1, q subcomponent binding protein. The coding region runs from base 97 to 960 and encodes 287 amino acids. NCBI's taxonomy places the organism in Eukaryota, Metazoa, Chordata, Actinopteri, Characiformes, Serrasalmidae. Gene Ontology annotation, cellular component: mitochondrial matrix. Gene Ontology annotation, biological process: cytosolic ribosome assembly. The record is from RefSeq and is a predicted model, not a curated record. The transcript is spliced from 6 exons.